Mastomys coucha (southern multimammate mouse) is the source of this 2838-nucleotide messenger RNA. RefSeq names its product mucolipin 3 (gene Mcoln3). The record is from RefSeq and is a predicted model, not a curated record. Bases 197 to 1861 code for a protein of 554 amino acids. Lineage: Eukaryota; Metazoa; Chordata; Mammalia; Rodentia; Muridae. Gene Ontology annotation, cellular component: lysosomal membrane; plasma membrane. The transcript is spliced from 13 exons. Gene Ontology annotation, molecular function: NAADP-sensitive calcium-release channel activity.
CCGAGCCCUGGGAAGGAGGGUCACGAGGCUGGGGCCGGAGGAAGAAGGAUGGCUGGAGCCUGUGGGGCUUGGAGCAGAGAGGGUGACCCCUGCGCUGAUGUGUCGUGUCCCUCAGCGGCUAGCAGGACCUGAAGCCUCCCUAAAGGUCUCCGCUGUUCCCGCCGGUGUCCCUUUGGUGUGACCUGAGGCCGCAGAGAUGGCAAGUCCCGAGGUGGAGGUGGUGGUAAGCAGCUGCAGCUCUCGCCAGGAUGAAAACCCCUGCACUUUCCACCCAAGCUCGUCCCCGUCUGAGCAGCUUCUCUUGGAAGACCAGAUGAGGCGGAAACUCAAAUUCUUUUUUAUGAAUCCUUGUGAGAAGUUCUGGGCUCGGGGUAGGAAGCCAUGGAAACUUGCCAUCCAGAUUCUGAAAAUCGCGAUGGUGACGAUCCAGCUGGUCCUGUUUGGACUGAGUAACCAGAUGGUGGUAGCUUUCAAGGAAGAGAACACCAUAGCCUUCAAACACCUCUUCCUGAAGGGCUACACGGACCGGAUGGAUGACACCUACGCAGUGUACACUCAGAGUGACGUGUAUGACCAGAUCGCCUUUGCAGUGAGCCAGUACUUACAGCUUCGAAACAUCUCUGUGGGCAACCAUGCUUAUGAGAACAAGGGGACCAAGCAGUCAGCGAUGGCAAUCUGUCAACACUUCUAUAGGCAAGGAACCAUCUGCCCUGGGAACGAUACCUUUGAUAUCGAUCCAGAAGUUGAAACAGAAUGUUUCCUCAUAGAGCCGGAUGAAGCUUUCCACAUCGGAACACCUGGAGAAAAUAAACUCAACCUGAGCCUGGACUUCCACAGACUUCUGACGGUGGAGCUCCAGUUUAAGCUCAAAGCCAUCAAUCUGCAGACAGUUCGCCACCAGGAGCUUCCUGACUGUUAUGACUUUACUCUGACUAUAACAUUCGACAACAAGGCUCACAGUGGAAGAAUCAAAAUAAGCUUAGACAACGACAUUUCUAUCAGAGAAUGCAAAGAUUGGCAUGUGUCUGGAUCAAUUCAGAAGAACACUCACUACAUGAUGAUCUUUGAUGCCUUUGUCAUUCUGACCUGCUUGGCCUCGCUGGUGCUCUGUGCCAGGUCUGUGAUUAGAGGCCUUCAGCUUCAGCAGGAGUUUGUCAACUUCUUCCUUCUUCACUAUAAGAAGGAAGUUUCAGCCUCUGACCAGAUGGAGUUCAUCAAUGGGUGGUACAUUAUGAUUAUCAUUAGUGACAUACUGACAAUCGUUGGAUCAAUUCUGAAAAUGGAAAUCCAAGCCAAGAGUCUCACAAGCUAUGAUGUCUGUAGCAUCCUUCUUGGGACUUCGACCAUGCUCGUGUGGAUCGGUGUUAUCCGAUACCUGGGUUUCUUUGCGAAGUACAAUCUCCUUAUUCUGACCCUCCAGGCAGCACUGCCCAACGUCAUGAGGUUCUGUUGUUGUGCUGCUAUGAUCUACCUGGGCUACUGCUUUUGCGGAUGGAUUGUGCUGGGCCCUUACCAUGAGAAGUUCCGCUCCCUGAACAGGGUCUCCGAGUGCCUGUUCUCGCUGAUAAACGGAGACGAUAUGUUUUCCACAUUUGCGAAAAUGCAGCAGAAAAGUUACCUGGUUUGGCUGUUCAGCCGCAUCUAUCUGUACUCAUUCAUCAGCCUCUUCAUCUACAUGAUUCUGAGUCUCUUCAUUGCGCUGAUCACAGACACAUACGAGACAAUCAAGCACUACCAGCAAGAUGGCUUCCCAGAGACGGAACUUCGAAAGUUUAUAGCGGAAUGCAAAGACCUCCCCAACUCCGGAAAAUACAGAUUAGAAGAUGACUCUCCGGGCUCUUUAUUCUGCUGCUGCAAAUAGUAACGGUUGGGUUUCUCUGUGCUUGGGAGGAAAGUACAGUGUGUGGCUGAGCCGGAGAUAAUAUGGAUUAAUUGUGAUCACACAACAGUAUGUUCAGAUAUUCGUAUUCUGAGUUAACUCACAGCUAUGACUUAGCAGGACCUAUUUAUAUUUUUUGAAAACAUUAGCAUUUUUGAAACGACUUGACGAGGGAAGCUGAUGGGUCUUAGUCGCUGUGGCUCAUAAGUAUGCUCUCUAGCCCCCCCUUACCACACUGCAUGCUUUGUGCCUGCACUGGCUUCUCAGUGACUUUGGAUGACCCGGGGUUCCUCUCUGAGAGUUGGGAUCAUUAUGACGCAUCAGACACCACUGAGUCUCUCCUAAAAUGAAGACAGAAUAGAGAGAACCCCACAGCUGUGGGUGGGAUGCUUGGCUCUGAAGGGCAGUCAUUACUUGAUUCUCAUAUUCAUUUAGAACCUUUCCCUGCCCUUCUGUGUUAAGAUACAAGGUUGGAAGAGAGUCUAUAUGCAAAUGAAGUCCAAGUGCAUGCCAAGGAGGCAUUUGAUUAAACAGUGAUGGUUUUAUUAGCAUCCAAACACUGUGGGAGGGGGAGGCUGGUUAUAAGGUGUACCUUCCGCAGUCUCCACAAACCCAUUUGCAGUCAGGAUUUGUGGCUCUAUGGUUGAAGUUCUAGAACCCAUGUUCAAAAUUUUAAAAUGAAUAUAUGUAGCCUGAAAAGGCCCAGAAUUAAGCUCUGUAUUUCUUAGUUCUCUAGUGGGAAAUUAUGGGAAUUUGGUGAUAUAAUAUUUAUUUUGUGUAUUUAACUAUGUAGACAUUAAUUCAAUUAUGUAUAAUAAUGACUUUACAAGAGCUCCUUUAAAAAAAGAAUAAAAAUUUUAACACUUUAAUGUUGCUCUAGAGACAUAAUGAAGAUACCUGCUUGCUUUGUAAUUUAUUAGAAUGCAAUGUGAACUUUAAAACUGCUGAUUAUCUGAGAA